CAGGAACGUGUCUCUUUUCAAAACUAAGUGAAGUAACUGGCGUGGAGAUGUUUACUGAGAUAAACACCGUAUCUUAAAUGGAUAAUUAAUAGGAAUAUAAGCUAAUAAAAAUUGAUCGGGUUAAAAUGGAUGGUAAAAUGAUUGGACCUGGACCUUACAGGGCGACGAAAUUGUGGAAUGAGACCAUCAGGCUCUUCCGUGGUGGAAUGCCAGUCAGACGUCACUGGGCUCAUUUCAGGAGUUAUGACCGCAGUUUUACAGGAACCGAGGCUGUCGACUUCCUCCACGAGCUGCUCAAACAAAACCAGAACUUCGGACCGGAGGUGACACGCUACCAAACACUCCAGUUACUCCGAAAGUUCCUCAAAAACCAUGUCAUCGAGGACGUCAAAGGACGAUUUGGUAAAGAGGACUUUGAGGACAGUGGACAUUUAUACAGAUUUCCCCCACAAUCCCCUCUGAAGCCCAUUCCUGUGCGUCCUCCCAGAGAUCACAGCUCAGUACCCAGAAUCCCACGCUGGGAUGACUUUGAUGAGAUAUCCGUGCCGGAGCAGAUCCCAGUGAAGCCUCUUAUGAAUUCCGAGUCGUGGAACAAGAGGCACAGCAUCGCCAUUGGUGAGGUUCCUGAAUGCCGUUUAAUCCGGAGGAGAGAAUUAUCCCCGAAACACGUGGACCACAUAUGGAAGUCAAUGACACUAACACAUUUACAGACUGUUUUGGGUCUCCAGACUCUGGAUGCGGUAUUAGAUGCCAAACUUCUGAGCCCCAAGCACAUCGUUCACAAUGUCUUUGGUGUUAAUAAGCAGGGGAUUGUUGUGCUGAAGAACAAAGCAGAGGACUUGCCUCACUGGGUGUUAUCUGCAAUGAAAUGCCUGGCAAACUGGCCCAAUGGGAAUGACAUCAGGCAGCCCAUGUAUCCAGGGUUCGAGAGAGACGUCUUCAGGACAAUAGCAGAACAUUUUCAGAGAUUGAGAGAGCCGCUUUUGACUUUUCAUCUGUAUGAAAUAUUUGUCAGUAUUUUGGGGCUUCUGCAGUCGGUUGCGGUUGAAGCGCUGCAGGUCUGCUGUCUCCUGCUGCCUCCAGCCAACCGUCGUAAACUGCAGCUGUUAAUGCGUCUGAUGGCUAAAGUCUGUGCCAACCCCUCUCUCCCCGCUCUGAACGACACCAUAGGAGCUCGUACCCUGAUGGUCCAGACCUUCUCCCGGUGCAUUCUGGGAUCUGCGGAUGAGGUGGACUUGGAUGAGCUGUUGGCCACCAAGCUGGUCACGUUUAUGAUUGACAACCACGACAGUGUGCUGAAGGUGCCGUCCAACCUGCGCAAAUCUGUCGAAGAGCAUCUGUCUCACCUCAGAAGAGCUCAGAUAAAAUAUGCGGGUGCAGACACGGACACCACCAUGGCCUCUCCACCUCACUCGUUCUGCAGACAGAUCAGCAGCGAGGAGUUUGAGCAGCAGAGGGUCUCUGGAUCUCAAGGAGCCAUUGUGGCACUACUGGAGAACAUCAUACAAGACAAGAACAUGUCCAUUAAAGACAAGAAGAAGAAGCUGAAGCAGUUCCAGAGAUCUCAUCCUGACAUCUACCGCAGACGCUUUCCUACCACUGAAAGCGAGGCAGCGGUUUUCCCAGAGAGACCCCAGAGACUCAAACCUCAGCUGAUGUUACUCACACUGAAGAAACCUUUUCAGCCCUUCCAGAGGAGCUGGAGCUUUCGGGCUUGAGUCAGGGCUCAGAGCGGGGCGACUGUAUUAUUAUCAAGGAGAGAUGUUA
Messenger RNA from Carassius carassius (crucian carp), 1767 nucleotides. RefSeq names its product DEP domain containing 1B (gene depdc1b). Gene Ontology annotation, biological process: intracellular signal transduction. Lineage: Eukaryota; Metazoa; Chordata; Actinopteri; Cypriniformes; Cyprinidae. The transcript has 11 exons. The record is from RefSeq and is a predicted model, not a curated record. Bases 126 to 1718 code for a protein of 530 amino acids.